This is a messenger RNA of Venturia canescens, 2055 nucleotides long. RefSeq lists its product as uncharacterized. The coding region runs from base 148 to 1911 and encodes 587 amino acids. The transcript has 2 exons. Lineage: Eukaryota; Metazoa; Arthropoda; Insecta; Hymenoptera; Ichneumonidae. The record is from RefSeq and is a predicted model, not a curated record.
UUGACGUGUCGCCUAACCUACAAAGAGGGAAUACCGAAUAAUCACAAAAAACCAUGAAAGACUACAAUCGAUCGUGGAAACGCGUCGACUCUUAUGAUUUAUCUCUGUUUAUUUGGUCUCUGGUAAAAUCCAUGAUGAGGAAUAGGAAUGCCAUUGAAGCUGUGCGACUGCAACAGGCACAAGUUUGAUAAAGUAAUCGAUCAAGUGAAAAUACUGUCAAAGACUAUCGACGAGCUUCAAGAAGAAAUCGGGUCUCUGAAAACGAGUUUCGCCGAUCAGAGCUCGGACGACGGGAGCUCAGAAGAUCGUGAAAAUUUCGAAAAAACACGAGACAACGGACCCUUGCGAAAAUUGACACAGUGUUUUAGGAGAAAUGUUUUUCCUUUUAUUUCCAGGGACACCGCGUGUAACCUUAAAAAAAAGUGUUCACAAUUUUGUCGUUACUCUGCUCAAACCUCGCCGUGCUCCGCGCAGUUCUGCUCGCAAGAACCUUCCUUUCGUCAAUGUCGUUGCACUUCUCCUUCUUCCAACAAAAGAAAAUAUAAUUACGGGCCUUGCCAAAGGCCCGAACCCAGAGUGAAAUCGAGUACAAGAAAAACUUCGAAAGUCAGAAAAAAAUGUGCAAAAACCGUUCGUAAAAGGCCUGAAAAACUUACACUCUCAACGUCUUCGUCGGACGACAGCUCGAGAUGUUCGCCGCGCGUACCCAGGCCCAAGAAAUGUCGUUGCUCGCAUCAAUUGCCCGAAAUUCUAAAAUCUCGUAAGCCUUCCGACGAUGAAACAAAGAAGGAAAAAACAACCCCAAAUCAAAAUUGUAGACGAAGCGUUGACGAGAACGCCGAGAAGAAAAAAUGCGUUGCUGCUGUGACCGAAGACUCGACAACGAGCUCUGGCCUAUUAACCAGUAAAACUUCGCUCGAUUAUCACCCAACAAAUUGUCAACGGAGUAAAAAAUUCAAGGGAAUUAAGGUACUGAGGAGUGCGACGAAUGACAGAAAAUCGGCGUUGCCUCAGUGUUGUCCGGACUGUCUUCACAUUAAGGCGUCGAAUAUGUGCCCAAUGCAGAUAUCGACGAAUGAGAUCAUAGCAAAUUUGGUUAUGAAUGAAAUUUGUAAGAGCAAUCUUCAAAAAAAGAGACUCGAGACUCAAGAGACUCAGACGUUUAUAAAAAAAUCCAGCAUAACCGACGAUUUACGCUGCGAUGCAUGCGAGGAGAACGCGGGAAAAUGGCUGCGGUGUGGAAGUUUAUUUUCACUGAUUUCGCACUCGCCGACAACAAUCAAUUGUUCUCUCAAAACUAAUGAAUUUACGGAAAAAUCGUCACCGAACGUUUGCCACAAUCAGGAAAAUAUAACAUUUGAGACAAAACGAGUGAUGGCUGCUGAAAACGGAAACGGUUUUCAAGAAACAAAUUUUGUUCAGGCAAACUGUAACGAGAAAAAGCCCGCCGUGACAUCUAACGAAUUACUGAGUGAUGAGAGACUCGCGAACAAUCGACCGAAGCGAACUUACGUUAUUUUGCCAAAAACACUAUCAAUAAAAAUCGAUGGUAAAGUCGACCAACUUUUUAAUGAGCAACGCGAAGACCUUCCUCCCGAGACUACAUGCUUGAAACUCGAAAUCGAUGAUUUAGCACGUUCGUACUGCAGGAGACUAUCAAAGGAAGAGUACCCGAGGAGAAAAAGCGAGAAGUAUUUUCUUAAAUUUUCUUCGUGGUUGAGAAAAAAAUUGAAAAGCUCUAGCAACGAAGCGAUUAGUAGCGCAAACUGUAAGUGCCGUUCGCCAUCUGCGCCCGAGUUAUCCGUUGGAUCUUGUUCUCUGACUUCGAAUUGUAAUUUUGGUACGAGCCGGUUGUUUCAACGUCAGACCGUAAAUAGGCCUAAUUGGAGGGAGGAUCAGACGGAACCUUGAAUUAUGAAAUUAAAUAAGGAUAAAAUAUCGAAAUGGAUUUUUUAUUCAUUUGAAUAUUUGAAUAACGAUACAGCAUCCAACGAAGUAAAGUUGACGUUCAACAGCGCUGUAUGACGAUGAUAGCAAUAAAUUGUCUGUGAUUCA